Molecule: messenger RNA, 7350 nt
Organism: Penicillium robsamsonii
Lineage: Eukaryota; Fungi; Ascomycota; Eurotiomycetes; Eurotiales; Aspergillaceae
Product: acetyl-CoA synthetase-like protein
Exons: 1
Coding region: 1-7350 (2449 amino acids)
Biological process (GO): secondary metabolite biosynthetic process; amino acid activation for nonribosomal peptide biosynthetic process
Cellular component (GO): cytoplasm
Molecular function (GO): phosphopantetheine binding; catalytic activity
Source: RefSeq, a predicted model, not a curated record
AUGGCAGAACAAGGCUGUAUUCGAGUCUCGGUGCCUUUUCCAUUAGUAUAUUCCCCGACAACGUUUGAUUCGACCAACCUACAUGUGUCGCACCAAGGGCGAACUACACGACUCCCGUUGGGAUCAUCUUUGUCUGAGGAGUACUGCCUGAUCAGCUGGGCACUCCUGGCAAGCUUGUAUCAUGGAUCAACAAUCGUCCUGUUGAAUGGCGUCCUGCCCAGUGAACUCAGGAGUCCUCGUGAGCCGUGUGCGGAUGCCAUAGUGGACAUGGCACCAGCUUCUGAAAUAAACUCCUUAGAACGUCAAAUGGCAGAAUUUCUUCAGCAGAUCAAGCAUUCCCAGGUGGAAAAUGGCGCGACCAAUGACGAACCCAAUGCUGUUUUGGAUUUCGGAGAGCGGACAGCGAGUCUUCUGAUGCAAAGCGUACAAUCUAGUCAUUCUGUGACAGGAGAGUCCUUUCCCCCGAUUCAUGACGGGGAGGGUUUGCACCUACGCGUCAUCUGCCAGCCCAGAGAGCCCGGCAUCUCUUGGUUUUGUGAGGUGGUCUAUGAUGAGAAGCUGGUGGACAGAGAUGCCGCACAACGCAUCGCUGAACAGUUCGCACAUAUUUACAAGGAACUUGGGAGCCACUCAGGAGGUCUGCAGGCAACCAUCAACGAUCUCUCUUUGCUAAAUACGGCGGAUGAGCGUCAACUGACCGAGUGGAACCAUGAUCCUCCGGCUAUAAUCGAUGCGUGCUUUCAAGACCUGUUUGCCAUUCAGGUUCAUUCAGGCCCUGGACGGUUGGCUGUGUCGGCAUGGGACGGCACGCUCACCUACGGUCAACUUGAUGAGCUUGCCAAUCUGUCCGCACGACAUCUACUUGAACAAAAUGUCCAGCCUGGCAUGGUUGUUCCAUUGUUAUUUGAAAAAUCCAAAUGGAUGGCUGUUGCGAUGCUCGCUGUGGCCAAAGUUCGCGCCACUGCAGUAUGCAUCUGUAUCAGCCACCCGAUGGAUCUCAUCAAACGCAUUCUGUAUCAGUCCAACCCUGCGGCCAUUUUGUUGUCCAGAGCACAGGAACCACUCAUCCGCCAAAUCGGCGAGUCCCCGGUCCUCAUCAUCCCGGAGGAUUUGUCCAGUUCCCCUCCAUCAUCGACGACGCAACAGUCAGUAUCCACUGCUUUUCCCAGCGCCAGUUCGGACGAUGUGGCUUUCAUCGUCUUCUCGUCAGGCAGUACUGGCGUGCCCAAGGGCAUAGUCCUCAGUCAUCGGGCGAUAGCCACGGCGGGUCACUACGUGGGCGACAGGCUCCAAGUUACAUCAGAAGCACGUGUGUUACAAUUCUCGUCGUAUGCUUUUGAUAUGAGCAUUAUUGAGACAUGGCAGGCCUUGACACGCGGGGCCUGCCUUUGUAUUCCGUCCGAGACUCAACGCUUGAACAGUAUGCCUGAAUUUAUUCAGCAGCACCGUGUGACCUGGGCAUUCUUCACACCGACCACUCUCAGGAACUUUGAACCUAGCGAUUUCCCGACCCUCGAGACUCUUACCCUCGGCGGCGAGACAAUCCCUGUGGACCUGGUUCGUCAUUGGGAGAGCCAUGUGAGUAUCUUCAAUCUGUGGGGACCCGCGGAGGUUGGACCCGCUGGAGCUGGCCCAAUUUCACCGACAAGUGGGUGGAUUCCGGGAACCUUUGGCACGGCGGCCGGCUGCAUCGCUUGGAUUACGAUGCCCGAUGACAGUGACUCCCUGGCACCCAUUGGAACAGUGGGUGAGAUGAUCAUCGAGGGCGCUGUCGUCGCAGAUGGCUAUCUCAAAGACCCUAAACGCACGCAGCAGGUGUUCAUCGAGGCUCCUCCCUGGCGCGAGCGUUUCACAGAUAUUCCCGUCCAAUGUCGCUUUUUCAGGACGGGUGAUUUGUGCCAUUAUAACCCGGACGGCACCCUGCGCUAUGUCGGUCGCAGGGAUACUGUCGUCAAGAUCCGGGGCCAACGCGUUGAUGUCGAUGCUGUCGAACUGCAACUACGACAAUUGGAUCCACAUGUCGACUUCAUCGUCAGUGCGGUCAAGUUCCAUGAUGCUGAAGGUGCAAUGACACUCGUACAGUUUCUCGUCGACCCCACUGGAUUCGAAAUCGACUGGAGUUCACAGCGGCCCGGAGAGAGCAUCACCGCGCUCGAGUCUGGGUCGUGGGCUUUGAGCCAUCACUACCAGUCCCUUUUGCGCCCAUAUCUGCCUCAAUACAUGGUGCCUUCCCUUAUCAUCCCCGUGAAGUCUUUGCCCCGAACGGCUACCGACAAGGUGGACCGUCGCCGCCUCUGUCAGUGCUUCCAGCAAUUUUCCUCUUCGCAGUUGAUGGAGUGGCUAGGAGGAAAUCGGUCACUUUGUCUGGCAGAAGCACACUCCUUACCAAUGACACCUCAUGAAGAUGUCCUAGUGAAGGUUAUUUCGAGGGUGUGUAAGAUCUCAACAUCUUCUGUUGACCUGAAUGCUAGUUUCCUGCAACUGGGUGGCGAUUCCACGACUGCAAUCCGUCUCACCAGGGCGCUCUUGGCGUACAACCUGCUCCUUCAUACCGAACGCCUACUAGACAUUGAAUGCAGCCUUCGAACCGUCGCAAAGGAGGCGAGGCCAACUGAUGCAGUGACGUUGGCAGAUGGCCCCGCGCCAUUCUCAUUGAUUGAUGUGAACGAUACGAAUUCCAUCACCUGUUUGCGCCGUGUAGCCAGCCAGGAAUGCAAGAUCCAGGAGGAGGAUAUCCAGGACAUCUAUCCGACAACUUCACUACAAGAGGGUCUUCUGGCAGUCACGGAAAUUCACAGCGGCGAUGCGUAUGUUGACCGGGUUCUCUUCUCGCUCCCGGCGGACUGCAGCGUGGAAUUGGCUCAACAGGCCUGGCAGAAUGUGGUGCAAGCGACCAGCAUUUUCCGAACUCGUAUCAUCCAGGCGGAUGAUGGUCGUACGUAUCAGAUUGUGGUGCGCCCUGAACGGAAGAUUCAGUGGCAAACGGCGAGCUCGGAGUCCCAGUUUUACGAGAAAGACCGAGCUCUCUCCAUGGGCUUGGGGUCGCCGCUAGUCCGGCUGACCCUCAUCCAAGACUCGGAAGCCAGAGAACAGCCUACGAAGCUAGCUGUAACAUUUCACCACUCUGUCUACGACGGCUUCACGCUCCACGCAUGUAUCAAGCAAGCAGAGAAGGCAUAUACAUCGGAAACAUUAUUUCCAUCACCGUUCAUCGGCUUCAUUAACCAUUUGAAUCAGCAAAAUCUAGCUGACGGGGAGAGAACCCGUCAAUUUUGGCUAAAGGAGAUGGUCGAAUUGCAGAGCAAUGUCUUCCCUGCCCUUCCAUCGCCGCAACAUCUCCCACGCACAAGCACCUCGGUCGUAUACGAGGGUUGUCGGGCCAAUGCAGCCUAUUCGAAGCAAACUAGUAGCCCGUCUGCCAAGAUUCGUCUCGCCUGGGCGCUGUUGAUCAGCUUAUACACAGACUCGCCAGAUAUUGUUUACGGCACGGUCGUCGAUGGUCGCCGUGGACUGGGCGUCAUCCUUGGGUCCGUGCUGGGUCCUACCAUCGCCACACUGCCUGUUCGGAUAACCAUCCAGCGCGAGUCCACAGUAGAGGAGUCUCUUGCGCAAGUCCAGGAUAACAUGAAGAAGAUGAUCCCUUUCGAGCACACGGGCUUGCAACGGAUUCAGAAUAUGGGUCACGGUCCUGCCACAGCCUGCAAGUUUCAGAACUUACUCGUCAUACAGGCCGACGAAAUGAUCCCUGAUUCCCCAAUCUUUGGCCCAGUUGAAGUAUGCGUUGGUUCCGUCAAUAGCUUCCCCGGAUAUGCGCUCAUCCUUCAAGUGGCACAAUCAGAGACCUCGUGGAAGUUUGAAAUGCUAGUCGACGAAGCCGUCGUGCCCCGUGAGCAGGCAGAGCUCAUGCUGUCUCAAUUGAGCCACUUACUCAAGCAAAUCGAUGAUUGCGACACCCAAAAUCUGACUAUUGCGCAACUGGACCUCAUAUCGGAUCGGGAUUCUGAAUUGCUUUCUACCUGUCUCACGAGCAUGCCAGCCUGCUUGGAUUCUACAAUUGUAGAUCUUGUGGAGGCCCAGGUAACUCGCAAUCCAUCGAAAUGUGCGGUUUCUGCGUAUGAUGGGGACCUCUCUUAUGCAGAAUUAAAAUCCAGUGCGCACCAACUGGCGCAGUUGUUACUGCCGCUCAUUGUCGGUCAAGACAUUCAAUUCAUUCCCAUUUUCCUUGAGCGGUCCUACUGGGUCCCCAUCGCAAUACUCGCGGUGGCCAAACUGGGUGUCGCCUUCGUCCUGCUGGACCCCAAUCAACCUCAUGAGCGCAACGUAAAAAUAUGCCGUGCUAUUUCAGGAACCCUGGGGAUCACAUCAGCACGAAUGCAGAAUUUGGCGUCGACAAUAUGCGACGGACCCUGGAUUUCGCUGUCUACCGAAGCGCUGAUCUCCCACGCCCAGGCCGUGUCAUCAGGGUCAACAACGACAAUGCCACCCAUGCCGAACCCCAGUCCCCGCGACCUCUUGUACGCGGCCUUCACCUCUGGUUCAACUGGUGAGCCCAAGGCAGUGCUGAUCGAGCACGCCUCCUACGCCUCGGCCAUUAUAGCGCAGCAAAACAAAUUGGAAAUAACUUCCAUUUCUCGAGUUCUGCAGCUUUCCUCUUACGCUUUUGACUCGUUUGCAGUGGAAAUCCUGACAGUUCUUGCUAGCGGUGGUUGUGUCUGCAUUCCUUCGGAGUCCGAAAUUGCACAGGACCUAGGCCGCAUCAUUGAGAAAUAUCGGAGCAACUGGCUUUGCAUCACGCCUUCUGUGCUGCGGUUGUUGACUCCUGACGAUGUGCCAAGCCUCCGUACUAUUGUUGCUGUAGGUGAGUCGAUGCUCCCAGGCCAAAUCAAGCAGUGGUGCAGUCGUGUACAUCUCUACUGUGGCUACGGUCCGACCGAAUGCUGUACAGGGGCUGCCGCUCAUCGGGUCAUGUCCACCGACGCAGACGCUCGACUGAUCGGAAAAGGAAUGGGCGCAGUCCUAUGGGUAGUUGACAAAGAAGAUGUGACCAGACGUAUGCCAAUCAAUACAGUUGGCGAACUGAUUCUUCAGGGCCCUAUCGUCGGUCGUGGGUACCUGAAUAACCCCACAAAGUCGUCCGAAUGCUUCCUGCAGCCGCCUUCGUGGGCAGCACAGUUCAAGGACCAGCAAGCCUCGCGUAUGUAUCGCACGGGCGAUUUGGUCCGUCGCAACUUGGAUGGAACCUUCACUUUCCUGGGUCGCACGAAUCAACACACGAAGCUUCAUGGACAACGUAUCGAUCUAGCAGAAGUUGAACGCCAUGUCCUACGAUUAUUUGGCACUGAUGCCAGCGGGAUUGCUGCUAUUCUACAACCCACUAAAUCGGACAUGCCCCCCUGCUUGGUGGCCAUGGUGCACAUUCCAUCGCUGGCUGCCAACGAACCGGAUAUCUCCGACAUGAACGGACUUUCCAAUAUAGCGUUCCAAUCCCAUAGUCAUGACUUCCCUCUUCGAGCAUCUCGGGUGCAAGAAGAAAUGCGACAAAAUUUCGCUCCAGUGAUGGUCCCUGAGCUGUACCUGCAGCUGCGGAACAUUCCCUUGACGAUCUCGGGCAAAGUCAACCGUCGUUCGCUCCUUGACGAGGCCACGAAGCUGAGCCCAGUCGAUCUACAUAAUCUAGGAGGCCUGAGCCGAGACGAGAGCACGAGCACAGGGCUCUUGGAUCACACAGAUGAGCCAGUGGCCUGGGAGUUGUCCAAGCACAUUGGUCAACUUCUCCAGCGCAAAACGGGCCAUGACAAAAUGGCAGCUGAGAUUGUUGGUCGAAAUAUUGGCUUGUCUCGCGUUGGUCUGGACUCAAUUGAUAUUAUGGCGUUGUCCCAGUUCAUCUCCCGUCACUACAGUUGCUCCAUCUCAAUGACGAAUCUCUUUGACAGUGCUUUGACCGUCAGAAUGGUUGCAGAGAUGAUCGAUCGCACAGCCAACUCAGUCACGGAGAAAGCUCUGUUAUCACCCGGCUGGUGGGACAGGGUGCAAGGUAUGAUACGUCAAAUCAAAGACCUACCUGCCUGCCAGUCUUCUCAACGGACGAUACAUUCUCGGCCACCAGGGAAACGUCUUUUCCUCACUGGGGCUACAGGGUUCUUGGGAACACAUAUUCUUCACCAGCUCCUGCUCGACAACGACGUUAGCAUGGUAUACGUGUUGGUACGGGCACUUUGUCCACGAAAGGGACUAGCGCGCAUUAUUCAGGCCGCACGACUCGCUCGAUGGUGGCGGGACGACUACCGACGUCUCAUUCAAGCUUGGCCUGGCGAUCUCUCCCAGACGCAUCUAGGUCUGGCUGAAGAACACUGGGAAACACUUUCUGGCACCGAAAACAGCCUGAAUUCUUCCAUUGGUACAGUUGACGCGAUCAUUCACUGCGGUGCGGUCAUCCACUGGGGCUACGAUUAUGACACUCUAGAGGCUGCGAAUGUUCGCAGUACAUUCGAAAUAUUGCAAUGUCUCAAUCGCUCUCCAACUCCUAUUGCCUUGACUUACAUCUCUGCGCUGAUACCAGGUGAUGCCGCCCUCCCAACAACGGAUACCGAUAAUUACGCAAACAUGUCAAAUGGUCACACAGUCCUUUCUCCGAUUGAACUUAACGAUGGUUAUACACAAACAAAGUUUGCCUCAGAACAGCUAAUCGGAGCCUUUUCAGCGCGGCACAAGGCGCAUUCCCUGACCAUUGUGCGGCCUGGUUUCAUGAUCGGACCUGUCAGCAACGCAGUGGCCAACGGGGACGACCUCCUCUGGCGUGUGGUGACGACUGCGAUGACCACUUGCAGUUACAACUCGGACGAGUCUGACAAUUGGCUCUUUGUGGCCGCUGUCGACUGGGUCGCAAGCCUGAUCAUCCAUGAAACACUCCACCCUUGGCCGUCACCUCACAAUGUCAAUGACAAUGCAAGUUCCCUGGCACCCUUCGCAAAAGCUGUGACCAUAGGUGACGGGCUAAGUAUGUCGGAUUUCUGGCAAGCGAUCAUGCUGGGGAUCGGAAGAGAUCUGAUUCCUUCCUCUUCACAAACGUGGAUGGACACAGUUGAACAGCAAGUCGACGAUGUGGGCACAUCGCAUCCCUUGUGGCCGCUGAUGGGUUUCCUUCGCGCUUCUGGGGGCUGCCUGGGUGUUGCACCUACUGAUCCCUUGCCUGUGCCUACUUAUCAACCGCCCUCUUUGACAAAUAUGAUCCGCCAGGCUGUGGUGCGCAAUGCCGAAUACCUGGCGUCACUUGAGGACCUGGCUGCCUCUACAAUGCUGUUCAAACGGCGCAACAAGGUCGUCUUGGGGAAUGGACUUAUCACAUCUUAA